UCGAGACACAUGCGCAGUUCAUAGGAGGCAGCAAGAAACGGAAACUGAAAAAGUGACGCACAAUGACGUUUUCCAUCGUGCGUCAAUGGCAGGGCUCCAAUCCACUAUUAAUAAAUGAAUACAAAACAAAUAUUGGGUGAUACCUAGGCAGUAACAUGAGCCGGUGCGUGACUGUUUAUGGGUGACGUGCAGGAGGAGGAGGAGGAGGAGAAUCUCCCCUUCACGCCCUCUUGACUCGGUCGGGACCUCAGAGCAGAGAAGCCUCAGGCAGGAAAAAGGUGAAGAAGAUGAAGAAGCUGGUGGUGUUUCUGCUCUGCCUGGUCUUGCUGACCAUCUACACAGAUGCUAACCCGAUCAUCAAGGAAGCUAAGCAGCUGCUCCGCAGCAAGAGGCAGGAACGGCCAAUGAAGGCCGGCCACCCCGAUGAGCCCAUGAGGGAGCAUCUGCUCCACAUGCAGGCUCUGGACCAGAGGGCCCAGGAGACCAACCUGGAGCACUGGCUGAACCCCCACUGCUACCCUCGCUGUGACAGGAACUAUGGAUACCCUGUCUGAUGGAGUAAAGGACCACAAUGACAACUCUAGAAAAAGACCCUCCUUUCUGUCUCUCCUAAAAUAUGACCAUGAAGACUUCUGAUAUAUAAAUGGCCAUGUGUAUAAUCUUACUGUAUUACAAAUAUAUAGUUUCUGCAUUUUUCUUGUGUAUCAAAGAGUGAAAUGUAUUAUAGUGAAUACAAUCACAAAUAAAUCCAUGCAUGCUCCUA
Cyclopterus lumpus (lumpfish) is the source of this 763-nucleotide messenger RNA. RefSeq names its product chromosome 1 C17orf67 homolog (gene c1h17orf67). The record is from RefSeq and is a predicted model, not a curated record. NCBI's taxonomy places the organism in Eukaryota, Metazoa, Chordata, Actinopteri, Perciformes, Cyclopteridae.